UUCCUUUAUAAAUAUGGAAGCCAGGUGAAUGCUAGCUUACUCUCUCAAGGGAGCGACAGCGCACGGGCCUCCUCUCCUGCUCUAGAAGGGACUACAGCUGUCUUAGUGAAGAUGUGUGAUGAGGAGGAGACCACUGCCUUGGUGUGUGACAAUGGCUCAGGCCUUGUCAAGGCAGGCUUUGCUGGUGAUGAUGCCCCCAGAGCUGUAUUUCCCUCUAUUGUUGGUCGUCCCCGUCAUCAGGGUGUGAUGGUAGGUAUGGGGCAGAAGGACAGCUAUGUUGGAGACGAGGCCCAGAGCAAGAGGGGUAUCCUGACCCUAAAGUACCCGAUUGAGCAUGGCAUCAUCACCAACUGGGACGACAUGGAGAAGAUCUGGCACCACACCUUUUACAAUGAGCUGCGUGUGGCCCCUGAGGAGCACCCAGUUCUGCUGACAGAGGCCCCCCUAAACCCCAAAGCCAACAGGGAGAAGAUGACCCAGAUCAUGUUUGAGACCUUCAACGUCCCAGCCAUGUAUGUUGCCAUUCAGGCUGUUCUGUCUCUCUACGCCUCUGGCCGUACCACUGGUAUUGUACUCGAUGCUGGGGAUGGUGUGACUCACAAUGUGCCCGUAUAUGAGGGCUAUGCAUUACCCCACGCCAUCAUGAGGCUAGAUCUGGCUGGCAGAGACCUGACUGACUACCUCAUGAAGAUCCUGACAGAGAGAGGCUACUCCUUCGUCACUACUGCUGAGAGAGAGAUUGUACGUGACAUCAAGGAGAAGCUGUGCUAUGUGGCCCUGGACUUUGAGAAUGAAAUGGCCACCGCUGCCUCCUCCUCCUCCCUGGAGAAGAGCUACGAGCUGCCUGAUGGCCAGGUCAUCACCAUUGGCAACGAGAGGUUCCGCUGCCCCGAGACCCUCUUCCAGCCCUCCUUCAUUGGUAUGGAGUCAGCUGGUAUUCAUGAGACCACCUACAAUGGCAUUAUGAAGUGUGAUAUCGACAUCCGGAAGGAUCUGUACGCCAACAACGUGCUCUCCGGUGGUACUACCAUGUACCCUGGUAUUGGUGACCGCAUGCAGAAGGAAAUCACAGCUUUAGCGCCUAGCACAAUGAAGAUUAAGAUGAUCGCUCCCCCAGAGCGUAAGUACUCCGUCUGGAUUGGUGGCUCCAUCCUGGCCUCCCUCUCCACCUUCCAGCAGAUGUGGAUCAGCAAAGAUGAGUAUGAGGAGGCGGGGCCUUCGAUCGUUCACCGGAAGUGCUUCUAAACCCCGCCCUCCCUCUCCCUUGAAGACCCGCCCCCUCCUGGAACUCAGCUGUUACACGCUCCUUCUCUUACAGUCUCCAGUGAUGAUUUUUCAGUGGUCCACUCUUGGUGGUUUGCCCUCACAUUUGUUCUCAGGCACUCGGUUCCUGUUGUACAUGCCCCUCACAAUAAAGUCCACUGCCCCGUGUUAUGGUCA
Anguilla anguilla (European eel) is the source of this 1440-nucleotide messenger RNA. RefSeq names its product actin, alpha cardiac muscle 1-like. NCBI's taxonomy places the organism in Eukaryota, Metazoa, Chordata, Actinopteri, Anguilliformes, Anguillidae. The record is from RefSeq and is a predicted model, not a curated record. The coding region runs from base 112 to 1245 and encodes 377 amino acids. The transcript is spliced from 9 exons.